Gadus chalcogrammus (walleye pollock) is the source of this 2521-nucleotide messenger RNA. RefSeq names its product rho-related GTP-binding protein RhoE-like. NCBI's taxonomy places the organism in Eukaryota, Metazoa, Chordata, Actinopteri, Gadiformes, Gadidae. Gene Ontology annotation, molecular function: GTPase activity; GTP binding. The record is from RefSeq and is a predicted model, not a curated record. Gene Ontology annotation, biological process: small GTPase-mediated signal transduction. The coding region runs from base 152 to 883 and encodes 243 amino acids. The transcript has 5 exons.
GAAGUUGUCACACACCGACAGACACGGAUACAAACGGACUACUGCCGCCGCAUCAGGACCGGGAGGAACACUCACACUGCGAGUCCACCACCAGCUACCUCGAUUCCGCAGUUACUUUACUUUUUUGUGAAUUGAAUUCCCUUUCGUAUCGAUGAAGGAACGCCGUUCGGUUCAGAGAUCAGCGCUGAAGCCUGCCCUAGACCCCCCGCAGAGCGUCACGUGUAAGGUUGUGGUGGUGGGCGACAGCCAGAGCGGGAAGACCGCGCUGCUCCACGUGUUCGCGAAGGACUGCUUCCCCGAGAGCUACGUACCCACCGUGUUUGAGAACUACACAGCGAGCUUCGAGAUUGACAUGCAGCGCAUCGAGCUCAGCCUGUGGGACACUUCAGGGUCUCCGUACUACGACAAUGUCAGACCACUGUCCUACCCGGACUCGGACGCCGUGCUGGUCUGCUUCGACAUCAGCCGGCCCGAGACCCUGGACAGUGUACUGAAGAAGUGGAAGGCAGAGAUCCAGGAGUUCUGCCCGAGCACCAAGGUGCUGCUGGUGGGCUGCAAGUCGGACCUGCGCACCGACCUCAGCACCCUUGUGGAGCUGUCCAACCAGAGACGGAACCCCGUGUCCUACGACCAGGCGUCCAGCAUGGCCAAGCAGAUCUCGGCGGUGUACAUCGAGUGCUCGGCGCAGCAGUCGGAGAACAGCGUUCGGGACAUCUUCCACGUGGCAACGCUGGCCUGCGUCAACAAGACGGCCAAGGAGGGCAAGCGGGCUAAGUCCCCGCGGCCCCCACAGCGCGCCUCGCACAUGCCCAGUCGGCCGAAGCUGCCCGCCGACACUGCCGACCUCCGCAAGGACAAAGCCAAGAGCUGCUCGGUCAUGUGACUGCAGGACUGUCGCAGAGCGGGCCUAUUGGACCCGGUCGACGGAAGGGGUCAUGUGACAUUGAGGGGCCACGAUGGAGAGCAAUGCAUGAUGGGAGAGGGGUGCUGGGGGAGUGGCUCUUCGCCGGACACUCCUGGUUGAGCUGGAGUUGGCUCUGUUGUUCGAUACCUUUGACAUUCAAACAGUUCCGUUUCCAUAGAGACGCGGUGAGACCCUCCACCUGGACAUGGAAGGAGGAACGACUCAUUAGGAUAGGACUGCCUAGCAACUGGCCUACCCGCAUCCUCCCCCUCCCCCUCCUCCCACACAUCCCCCUCUCCCCUCGUCCUGAAACAGGGGGAAGAGGAAGUGCUCUCUAUCACAGCCGGGCACUUCCUGUAUCAACUUCUCUCCACACCCCUCCCCUCCACCCCUGCACCCGGAAGUGACCCGUUUCCUCAGAGGUUCGUAGAGGAGGAGUCGGCUCCCUGCACCCACUCCACCACCAGCUCCACCCCAAAUGGAAGAGGAUGAGUUGGCUCACUACAGCACCUCCACCACCAGCUCUACCCCGACAGGAAGAGGAGGAGGCAGCUCACUGCACCACCUCCACCACCAGCUCCACUCCGACAGGAAGAGAGGAGGUGGAGGAUGUAGUGUUGGUGUCGGUCGGUGGUCGGUGGUCAUGUGACCACUGCUCACCACGUCAUGCAGGAAGGCGACGGCGACAUGUGGUGGAUGUUGUCGUGGUGUUGGGUUCCUAGGGCCUAUUCUGCUACUUGUAUUUCUUAGGAAGUGGUCUCUCCGGUGCGGGCUGGUGUCCGGGCGGUAGAGCCGCUUGUUAUUUUGCAGUCUGUUUGUCAUCGUAUCCGCCCUCUUUGUCUCUUCUGUCGAUGUCAUACCAAAGAACAUCAAUUAUAUAGUUUUUCCCGCUCUGAUCCAAAAGGACUGACCGGCGAAUGAUCAAUUCUUUCAGACAAACGCCUUGAGCCGAGUCCGCAACAUUUGUGGAGAGAACUAGUUCUGGUGAAAACUAGUGAUUGUUAAACCAGCGAAAGGCCCCACAGUGUGAAUAUCGGGUUGUUCUGUAAAAUAGUGCAGAACCUCGACAAAUAUUCUUGUCUUUACCCCAAGACCUCUGAGAACGUAUGAUUGUUCAGUGGAACUCAGCUACUUCUCACACAUACCAUCAAACCAGAAUGAUAAACUAACUGCUGUGACAAUUCAAACAAAAAACAAAGACACUACUGUCAGAGAUCAAAUAUUUAUCAACUAACUAAUAAAAAACAAAUGCACAUUUUUGGGGUCAUAUAUUUCUAAUAUUUGUCACAAUAAUUUUGCUAGCUAUACAUUUAGAACAAAAUGUAGUUCAAUAUUAUUUUUUUGGAAUAUUUGAAUAUCUGCGCAAUCGCUGUGCUUGGAAAUCAAUGAACUCUGCCAAACUUUAUGGGCACACAAAAAAAGCUGAAAUGAUAAUACUGCUUUCAAGUCUUGCCAGUUUGACUGUGAAGCUGUUUGGUUUUCCCUUCCAUAAAAGUAUUUUUUCUAAUGUCUCUUGAUGAUAUCUUUCACAUCGAUGUUCGCACAAUAUUUAUAGAACAAUUCUUUCCCUUUUCAAUAAAUAACUGAAAACAGAGUUGUUUGUUUGAUUGUGUAAAC